AUAUUUUUUACACAGGAUGACCUAAAUGCGAUUUACUAAAUAUUACAUUUAUGAAAUAAUAAUCUCCCUCUGUGCCAGUCCCAUAAUGUACAUGCAUAAGUAAUGAUAUUCCAAUAAUACAAAAUUAAGUUCAUUAUUAUAAAAUGGGCCAUUCUGCAUAUUUUAAUGUUAAUUCUUAGUAAUUUUCUUCAGUAGAAUUUGGUGUGAAUGUAACAGUAGCAAUGCUGCGGUACUGCUAUGUUAAAAUUGUAUCAUUGUCAAGACUUGAUUCGUUUUUGUGAGUGCCAAACCAUUAUACCUGGAACAAUAAGUCUGUGCGAAGAUGGCACCGAGCCACCAGGACAUUUCCUCAUCUGUAUCCUUGCGUUGAACAAAACAACCUGAAACUCAGAGGGGAUCCCCAGUUUCCUUCGCUGGUUCCUGAACAGAUGUUAACACAUGGGGUGCUCAGCAGGAAACGGUUUGAGUCAAGUUCUUCAGUCAGGAGUUUCCUCUUUUCCUGGAUGCCACAAGCAGGAUUUUGCAGUUUCCUCCCUCCAGUGAACAAAGCAGAUUUGUGUGCAGAGCAGCCACACAACAACAGAAGCAGUAAUCCUCUGAAAUGGCUGUCAGUUUAAUCACCGAGGAGCCGGGAGUGGACUUAUGCAUGCUUAAGAUUAAUAUGAACUAUGAAGUCAUGUCGUAUGUUGUCUGCUCCGUUUGCCUUUCAUUCGGCCUCAUCUACUGCUUUCUGGGGUACCGCUGCUUUAAGAUGGUCAUGUUUUUUUCUGGCUUCAUGUUUGGCACGAUAGCCAUACUUCUGUUGUACCACAAGGAGCCUCUGUUGGACGUCCAGCUGGGGAUAGAGAGCAAGGCGGGGAUUUGCCUUGGUGUGGGCGUUCUCUGCGGCCUGAUGACAACGUUGUUGUCAACACUGGGACUCUUCCUCAGCGGCCUACAGCUAGGGACCCUGCUCACUCUCAUCACCCUGGUGGUUAUCGAACAGUUUUACAGCCUCACUCCUGCAUGGGUGCCUCUCACCAGCAUCCUGGUCGUCAGCAUCACCACUGCUGUGUUCAUGCUUAAGUGGCAGAAAAUGUUCAGCAUCUUCUACACGUCUGUGUUGGGAGCCACCACUGUGAUACUGGGUGUGGAUUACCUGGUGGGGACGUUUAUGUUGCCUAAUCAGGUUUAUGAUCUGCUUCGUCAAGUCGUCCCAGACCCACUGUGUUGGUUUGACUGGGUGAUCAUCGCAAUUUGUCCUGUGUUGAGUCUUUUGGGUGUUUUAGUGCAGUGGAAAUUUACUGCCAAAGGAGUAUCACACAGAGCAGCUACAUAUGAAAAACAGAAGAAACACGCCAACAAGCAGAGAUACAGAGAGUGUAGGAGACGACCUCAAUCCCACCGGAGGAGGAGGAGGGGGCCUCCGCCCCUGAAACGCUAUGCAGGAGAUGUCUUGGCACCGAGUUACAUCCAGAGCCUUCAGGAGCGUCAGAUGGGAACAGGCUCCUCCGGCAGCAGCGUCAGCACUAUCACACACACUCUAAUUGACUUUGACUUUGAGACGGGCUCCAUGGUGCCUCUGACUGCCGCCUCCUCAGGUUUUACAGUCUGAAAGAAUCAAAUCUGCAUCAAAUAUUUGUACAUACACACACCGAGUGAGGAGUGAUGAAUCCAUUAUGUUAAACCUGGAUCUGUGAGCUGUUCACAUCCGGAAACAAGGCAAUCAUCUUGACUGCUGCCAUGAAACUAAUACAGCCUGCUUCAUCAGAUAAUCAUCACUGUGUGAUUUAAGGUGAUCGUCCUCCAUAAUGACGAGACGCUCGGAGAUGAUCAACUCCUGCGACGUCCACGGUGAGCAAAUUCAUCUCAUCACAAAGUCCGUGGAGCAGUUUUUCUUCACAGACACAUUUCAUUUUUAUCACUACACUUCUUUCAUUCUUGGAAACUGUUCGACCCAUUGGAUGCAAACAUAGAAAACAAAACUGUCGAGACAGUGAAAUGAAACGUCUAUAAAAUACAAACUAACACCAGCACAUGCUGUGAAAUUAAGGAUGGACAAUAAACCACCACAGCUGCAGCAUGGCUCGUAAACAGGAGUAAGGACUUAUUUUACAUUUCUGUUAAAGUUAUUUAUGAAAUUACAACUCUGGGCAAUUAAAUGACAAUGGUGAAUAUUAUCUAAUAAUUGCUGACAGUGACAGUUUUUUUUAUAGGAUGUAGAAUGUAAUAUUCUAUCUUUAAAAAGAUACUACAUUUGUUUCAAAUGUCACUUUUUAAUUAUCUAUUCAGUUAUAGCGGACACAGAACAGCAUAUCAUGUACAUAUCAUUCAUAUUAUGCCUUUUAUUGCUUACUUAAGUUAAAUAAAGACCAUUAAAAUUUACAGAAAAGUUAGUUCAUAUUGGAGGCUACAUUUGAACUAAUUCAGCACAGUCCAUUUUUCACAUGUAACAAAUAUCAAAUAUUCAGAAUCAGAGCUUAUUGUACAUGAACUGCAGAUACUGUUACUCGGCUAGUUUGUCUGGUGUUGUUUAAUCAUCAUUAUGAUUGAAGAUUAUGAUUAUGAUUGAAGAACUCUUUGAUUCAUGUGAAUGACUGGCUCUUAUUUAAAUUAUUUCUUCUUUUUUAGAAAAGUAGAAAAUGUAAAUAAGUGGAUAAAACAUUCUGGUGGUAAAUACUGACAUUUAACUGUCAUUUACCUACAAUUUGAGGUUGUCGACCUGUCUCAAGUGUCACUGUCAAAUUAACAAAAUCCCAUCAAAUAAUGAGAAUAGCAUGACUCGGCUAGAAAAACAUCAAACCAAAGCAAUACAAGCUUUCUGUUGUCUACUUCUCUACCUUUUCUCUCGACGUCACUGCUUUAAGAGGCGACCAUUAUCAGUGGAUAACAACAUCCAGUCUCACUGAAUCACACAACAAGGUCUUUGUCUUGUUCCUCUUUCGAGUAACUUCAUAUCGUUGCAACAAAAAAAAUAAACAUAACACUAUGGAA
Messenger RNA from Solea senegalensis (Senegalese sole), 2973 nucleotides. Its product is annotated as transmembrane protein 198-like. Gene Ontology annotation, cellular component: plasma membrane. The coding region runs from base 602 to 1594 and encodes 330 amino acids. The transcript has 5 exons. NCBI's taxonomy places the organism in Eukaryota, Metazoa, Chordata, Actinopteri, Pleuronectiformes, Soleidae. The record is from RefSeq and is a predicted model, not a curated record.